CACAGAAGCUGAUCUCGAAAACUCCACUAAGCUCGUCAACCAUGAAGUGCUUCGUCGUUAUCCUCCUUCUGGCCUUGUUCGCCGUAGCGUUCUGCCAAACGAACCCGGUCGAACCCGAAAAAUUGGAGCCAGAACCCGCACAGGAUGCCCCGAGGGACAAAAGAGGAACAUUCCUGGCCUACACUGCGCCGUAUACUUAUCCCUACUUGCCUUAUGCUUACUCCUACCGCACCAUCCCCUACUCCUACUACCCCUACUAUCUGUAAGCGACAAGAUGAGGACCUUCUGAGGAAUUUCUGACACCAAGACUUGGGAACGAUCAUGGCAACUCUUUUCGAAUCGAUUCCAAUUGCGACUAGAACAGGACAAGACCGAACGGUUGCACAAAAUUCUCUCCGAUGUCGACAAUCGCAUUCGUUGCAACUAUUUUUCGAU
Colletes gigas is the source of this 435-nucleotide messenger RNA. RefSeq lists its product as uncharacterized. Bases 42 to 266 code for a protein of 74 amino acids. Lineage: Eukaryota; Metazoa; Arthropoda; Insecta; Hymenoptera; Colletidae. The record is from RefSeq and is a predicted model, not a curated record. The transcript is spliced from 2 exons.